Messenger RNA from Trachemys scripta elegans, 5518 nucleotides. RefSeq names its product transmembrane protein 117 (gene TMEM117). The record is from RefSeq and is a predicted model, not a curated record. The coding region runs from base 478 to 2016 and encodes 512 amino acids. The transcript has 8 exons. Lineage: Eukaryota; Metazoa; Chordata; Testudines; Emydidae. Gene Ontology annotation, biological process: intrinsic apoptotic signaling pathway in response to endoplasmic reticulum stress.
CGCGCAGCGGCUCUGGCCGCCGCAUUCCUGCAGGCCGGGGGCGGGUAAUAUUCCGCGUCUCUCCCUGAGCGGCGGAAAUGAGAUUCUCGCCACGCACCCCUGCUUGUGUGUUCGGUUCUCGUCCUUCACUCGGCCCCGCAGAGAGACGGCAGCAGCCGCCCCCUCCCUGGAGCUGCCCGGCUGCUUCCCCGGGCUGUGGGCGCGCGAGAGGAGCCCAGCUGCGAACCCCUCCGGGCAGGCAGCGGGUCCCACCGCCGGCCCCAGAGGCGAGCGCUGCGCAGGCUGUUGGCAAGGAGGGAGGCCCUGUACGGUCGGCGCAGCAGCAGCAGAAGGACGCGGGCCAGCCAUCGGCUGGUAUUUAUAGCACCGUGACAGCAGCGCCCUGGCAGAGCCGGAGCCUGGCUCACGUAGGAGUUUCCCGUUAGAGCAAAAGGUGGCUUCCGAGCUCGGCAAACAACUGUCCUGAAGUAUUUGAGAAUGGGUAAAGGCUUCCGCUACUACUUCCAGCACCCCUGGUCUCGCCUCGUUGUGGCUUACCUGGUGAUCUUCUUUAACUUCUUAAUAUUUGCUGAGGAUCCAGUAUCUCACAGUCAGACAGAAGCCAAUGUUAUUGUUGUCGGCAACUGCUUUUCAUUUGUAACCAAUAAAUACCCUGGAGGAGGAGGCUGGAGGUUUCUGAAGGUGCUUCUAUGGCUACUUGCCAUUCUCACGGGACUGAUAGCUGGGAAAUUCCUGUUCCAUCAGCGUUUGUUUGGUCAGUUACUUCGGCUAAAGAUGUUUCGAGAGGAUCAUGGAUCUUGGAUGACAAUGUUUUUCAGCACCAUUCUCUUCCUUUUCAUUUUUUCUCACAUUUACAAUCUGUGCCUCCUUAUGGCAGGGAAUAUGAGGGCAUACAUCAUAACAGACUUUAUGGGCAUCAGGAACGAAAGUUUUAUGAAGGUUGCUGCAGUGGGGACUUGGAUGGGAGAUUUUGUCACAGCUUGGAUGGUCACUGAUAUGAUGCUUCAGGACAAGCCCUACCCUGACUGGGGGAAGUCUGCCAGAGCUUUCUGGAAGAAAGGGAAUAUUAGGAUCAUUUUAUUCUGGACUGUUCUAUUUACUUUGACUUCUGUAGUUGUGCUUGUCAUCACUACUGACUGGAUCAGCUGGGACAAGUUGAAUCGUGGAUUUCUGCCAAGUGAUGAGGUCUCAAGAGCCUUCCUGGCUUCUUUCAUCUUAGUGUUUGACCUUCUUAUUAUCAUGCAGGAUUGGGAGUUUCCACAUUUCAUGGGUGAUGUUGAUGUAAAUCUUCCUGGAUUGCCAUAUGCACAUCUGCAGUUCAAACUACCUUACUUCCAAAAUAUCUUCAAGGAAGAAUAUCACAUACAUAUAACAGGUAAAUGGUUUAACUAUGGAAUUAUCUUUCUGGUUUUAAUCCUGGAUCUAAAUAUGUGGAAGAAUCAAAUAUUUUACAAACCUCAUGAAUACGGUCAAUAUAUUGGUCCUGGACAGAAGAUCUACACAGUGGAGGACUCAGAAAGCUUAAAGGACCUUAACAGAACCAAAUUAUCCUGGGAUUGGAGAUCAAAUAACACAAACCCUCUGACUAACAGGACUUAUGCUGAGGGAGACAUGUUCUUGCAUAGCAGAUAUACAGGGGCUAGCCUUGAUGUCAAAUGUCUGGCCUUUAUUCCAUGUUUGCUGGCUUUUGCUUUGUUUGGGUUCUUCAUCUGGUUCUUUGGGCGAUUUCAGAAAACUGAGCAAGGCAUGGAGAAUCUGGACAAAUCAUACACAAGAAUGAAAAGGAAGUCACCAUCAGACAUGGGAAUGACACGAGAAAAUACACAGGUUUUAGUGGAGAAAACUUUAAGUUUUCAAGAUCCACAUUUAGUAUCCAUAAAAUCAGACUUAAGUGAAAUUGUCUUUAAUUCUUCCCUUCUAACUUCUGAAAACUUGAGCUUACAGUUGAGUGAACAAGACAGCCCAUUACAACCAAUGACAGAGGCUUCUGCCCCUAAGAGUGAUCCCAUGACCUAGAGCAAACUACCCAGAAAAGAAAGAUUUAAAUAACCAAUUAUUGUGAGAGUUCAGUUUUUGUAAGUUAAGGUUUACAUAGUGUUUAGCACAAGAAAUAUAACCCAUACCACAAAGGUGCUCAACAUGCUUUUUCUAGGAAUUUUGUUUUCUAUUUGUAUUAUAAUAUAUGUGCCUACUGUAUAGCUAACAUUCCUUUAUAGAUUGCUUCUCAGAAUUGCACAAACUAUUUAUUAAUACAUUGACGUUACUGUAUAAUAGUGCAUUCGAUGAAUAUUUGCAGGUAUAAAAUUCUAACCGUGGUGGUGCCUUGAAACAUUAAACUGAUUUUUAACUCAACACCAGAAGAUAUAGAGAACAAUUCUUCUGACCUAUUUUGCAAGGGUUUUUUUGCAUGCAAUUAUUUAGAAUGUCAUUUGAUUUCUUAACAAUAGAUGUAGAGACUUCUGAAGAAAGGUUCCUGAUAAGAUAUCACCCCAAAGGGUGACUUUGUUAUUUACUCAGCUGUAGAGUCAGUGACUUUGAUAACUGGACUGCAGAGAAGCAUUUUGAUUACCUUUUAAUUUUGGCUGGCUGGCUGCCAAAUACAAAUACAGCUUCAUAACAGAGUAACAGUAGAGCGAUAAUGCAGCAUGGAUCACUACUUGUGAAAAUAGGACUUUCUCUGUCAGUAAUUGCAAUUAGAUGAUAAUGCCAAUUAUGUUUUUUAUAAUUAAAGAUAAACUUCUACUUGAUUAAAAAUCCUGCCCUUCACCUUUCAGAAACAAAGGUUAAAAUGCAUGGUUAGAGCAAGAGUCACAUAUCCCGUCAUCAACACAAAUCUGUGCAAUGCCAAAGAACCAGUGCAGUGCUUACAGGAAAGAACACAGAGCCCAUAGCCUUCAAUGUUUAUACAACUUUGUGUAACUUGGUUUGGGAUACAUUAUACUGGGAAAUGUACAACAUAACUCACAGCUUUAACUUCUUCAAAGACUGAAGCAAUGGCGUGGGGGCUGGGGAGUGACUGCAUGGGAUAGAUUAGCACAUGAAUUGUCCUGAAUCUUUUUUGCCCCUUUCAAGAAUUAAACACUGUCCAUUAAUAAAUAAUAGAACCCAGCAGCAAAAACAUGGAGGAAUUGUUUUUGCAGCCUUUUUAAAGGCUACUUGGAAUCUGAAUUCCUCUGCUGUCUGUUCAAACUAUAUACACUAAAAACAUAGCAAAUCUAAAAAGCAGAAAAACCCUGACUUGCCUCUAAUUUAGUUUCAUAAAUUGUUGUUACAAGUUACUAAAUAAGAAGUCAUUUUAAAGUCUGAAUUAUUUCCCUGUCAGUUACUGAUGUUGCUGUAUUUUGUCUUCAUGAUUUUUUUUUUAUCUCCGUUGUUUUGAUCUAUCUACUUUUAAGUUUUCAGCAUGGUGAAUUUAGUAUGCAUAAUAGAACUAUGCAUUUAUUAUCUGUCACUUGAGAGCCAAUUUAAUAAACAUCAUUCAACAAUUGUUUAUCAUGUGGCAGGAACCUAUGCUCUGUUAGGUUUUUUGUUUUGUUUUGUUUUAACAUUUCACCCAUACUUUGUCCUAUUUAGAAUCAUAAAUAUUUCUGGCAUUAAAAAAUACAGACAUCAAAAUCAUUGUAAUAUCAAAACCAACCAUUUUGCCUACGGAACAGUUAAUAUUUUAUCAAGAGAAAGUUUCCUUUUUAAUGAGGCUGAAUUUUUAUCCACCAGAAAUUAUAACUAUAAAAAAAAUCUAUUAUUAGCAUUUGGUUAGUGCAGCCUGUAAACUUGUUCAGUCUAUUUAAGAUAGAACUUAUAUAUUCAAAGCCAAGCUACUAACUACUUAUAGUAAAAUACUGUCAGAUUCUGCCUUUACUGUGUAGGAGGUGAUUAUAUUUAUGCUUUAUGUCCAAGCAGGAUUUGAUAGGGGCAAAUGGGUAGACAAAAAUGGCUAUUUGUUUUUGCAAACACACACUCCUCCAUGGGAUUUGGAAGACUUACUCCAAAAUGUCAAACCCUUCUGUGAAUUGCUUUGUUUUUUCUGUGCACAGGGUGGCUAAGUCCAUUAAUAUAUAAGCAGAAAAUGAAAGACUGACUUGAGCCUUGCUGCUUGCAUGAUUACAUGACUCUAAAGUAACUGUUAUUAAGCAACUGAUCCACAGCUAAAAUAAUUCUGUGACCUUACAAGUUAAUGCUUUUAAGGUCGCCACAAGACUGCAUACAAGAGAGAGAAAAUCAAGUAAUCCUGAGAUUUUCCAUGAGUGCUCAAAUUAACAGUCAAGCAGAGAAACUGGACCCAAAAUGGAUUCAAAAGGAGUCGCAGGAUUCAGCAUGACCCCUGUGGUCAACUCUGCACUUUAAUUAAAGGAAGCACUUGAAAAGGCACUAGUUUUACAGCAACAAAGAGUCCUGUGGCACCUUAUAGACUAACAGAUGUAUUAAAGCAUGAGCUUUCGUGGGUGAAUACCCACUUCGUCAGACGCAUACAGUAACUGUUGCCAUAUAGAUUGUAAACACAGAAGUAGAUAUGUCCAUUCUUUCCAUGGCAGUCCUUAUUUAACAUUAACAAUAUGCUUUGUUACAUCAAAAUGGAAACCUUCUCUAAUCUAAGGGCCUUAUCCAGCACCAAUAGCCAUGACCUUGAUAUGAAUGGUCUACCUACCACAGCAAAUGAAAAUAACCCCCAAGGACUCCAAAAGCUCGUCCUCAUGAGUGAGCUGGAGAGGUCGGUAGGGCGGGGGUGGGGAGGAGAGAACUUGUGGUUCUCAUGCCUGAGCCAUGCAGGAGUUGCUGUCCCUUUAUGGCUGAACUAUAUCUGCUUUGUGAGAGAAUGUAUUUGGUACAGUAGCUUUUUUCAUUCACAUAUAUUGCAAGAUACCAUGAUAACAGGUACCCUAAAAAUAAUAGCAAAGAUCAUCCCAGGGAUAAGCAUACAGGAUUUACGAGCAUACAAGUGCUUACAAACUUCUCUAUGAGUAUCGGUAGUGAUUACAUUUGCUGACACAGAAAUGACGUGGAACAAAUAGAGGGUAAGUAGAUUUUUGAAACAACCCUUAAAAACAGACUCUGCUUAUUUGGCUUUAGGUUUUUGUUUUUUUAAUUAUUUAUUCGGAAGAAAUGGCCCAUAUCCUCAAGGAGACACCUCAGUACUGCCCUCCUUAUUUUAUAAUGCUCCAGGAAAUUGCUUCACUCUACCUCAUUUCUUCCCCCAUUCCUUCAGGCCCUCAUCUCUGAUCCUUCCUAUAAUUUGGUAUUAUUAGUUUUAGAACAUUCUCCUCUGCAGUUGCCAUUACCUGGAACAAUUUUUCCUCUAUUUUCCCACCUGUCAGCUCUCCAUCUAUAAAACUCCAGCCAAACCUGUCUCUUUUCUCCCUAGUUCUCUUCUCCUCUACUAUUUUUUUAAUAUUUAGCUGUAUUAAAUGUUAAAUUAAAUUAAAUUUUAGCUCUAUUAUCUGCCUCGCUGAAUGCUUUUGAGUUAAUUUGCAUGAAAAGCUAACUUGUUCUGUUUUAAAUAUAUUCUCUACUCUCGGUCUAG